CCCUCGUCGACACCUGUCGAGAACGCUCUUGGCUCCAUUUGAAUCUUUGUCCACGAGGCAACACCGUCCUCAGCGCUUGCAAUACCGUGUGUUCCAAUUUGAGUUUCUGUUGGAACUCUUCUGCUACGAUCACCAAAACAAUGUGGAAACAACUUCUGAUUCUCGGCCUGGUGGUUACCGGGACCAUCGCUCAGGGCUAUACACGUCCGAGAGGUUUCUUUAACCGUCUUGGCGGCAGAAGAAGGAACAACCUGCUGCUAGGUAGCGGCGGCGGAGGAGGAGGUGGAGGCGGAGGAGGAGGAGGUAGUAAUGGAGGAUUUGGUUUCGGCGCCGGCUUUGGAAGCGGCUUUGGCAACAAUGGCGGCGGCGGAGGAGGAGGCGGCGGUGGCGGCGGCGGCGGUGGUGGCGCCGGAAAUGGUUACGGCUUUGGGGCCGGAUUCGGAAGUGGAUAUGGUGGUUCCAGCGGCGGCGGAGGCGGUGGCGGUGGUGGCGGCGGUGGUGGUGGCGCCGGAAACGGAUACGGCUUCGGGGCCGGAUUUGGAAGUGGAUAUGGUGGUUCCAGCGGUGGUGGUGGCGGCGGUGGCGGAGGCGGUGGUGGCGGCGGCAGUAACGGAGGCUCCGGAUUUGGCGCCGGAUUUGGCUACGGCUCCGGCAGAGGGUACAAUGCCAGAUAUGGACGCCGCUACUGAGGUAGUUUAAUACGCUGAUGCUAAAGAUGUAGUAACAAUUAGAAUUGGAUUUGGACAAUGGCCAAAGUUAACUUCUGGAAAGUUGAGUCCAACACCUAAAAUGAAUCUCUUAACCGCUCAGGAAUUUUAGUAGCCAUAAAAUGACCAAAUGACGAUUCACAAUGUGUUUAUUAUACAUAGUUACGUGACAAUACAGCAGCCGAUGAAAAUGUUAAAUGAUUUAGGUGGAUGUAAAUAUCAAUAUACGCCAUUAUGAUCAAGCGAAAAUUAAAAACAUUUGACGACGCCAUUUUGCUUAACUUUGGUGAGCAAGAGCCUUUUGUGUUUUUCUUAGAUAGUGUUAUUAUGUUAUCCACUCGGUUCGUAUUUGUGCAUGUACUUUUCACUUAAAUUUUAUAUCAAGACUGAAUAAAUUUUCUCUGUACAAUUUC
Lingula anatina is the source of this 1120-nucleotide messenger RNA. RefSeq lists its product as uncharacterized. The record is from RefSeq and is a predicted model, not a curated record. NCBI's taxonomy places the organism in Eukaryota, Metazoa, Brachiopoda, Lingulata, Lingulida, Lingulidae.